UAAAAGGCUAUGUUAAAACGUACCUAAUAAAACUAUGAAGGUUGCCGUACGUAUAUGGUCUCCUCUCAGAAAUUCCGAAGUUAAGUCUGGGGUUAAAUUUGAGGAUAAGCCAAAUCUGCACAGCAUUUUACACGUAUGCGACGACGGUAAUUUAAUAUUUGAUCCAGUCAAAGCAAAGAAGGGAUUUUACUAUCACGGAAAGAAACAGCUCCAUCGCGACAUUACAAUUGCUAAUAAACAUUUGCCAUUCAAAUUUGACGCUAUAUUCGAGGAGGGCGCUGGAAAUCGAGAUGUUUUUGAAAGGCUUAUGAAGCCGUUAGUUCAUUCGCUAAUGGAUGGAUUCGAUUGCUCAUUUAUUAACUAUGGAGCAACUGAAACGGGAAAGACGCACACGGUCAUUGGCAGCAGCUUAGAACGUGGCAUCGCGUAUUUAACCAUGGAGUACAUCUUCUUUCAACUGAAGAAAAGAGUCUCCAACGGAUGGAUUUAUGAAGUAAAAAUUUCCUAUUUGGAGGUGCAUAACGAGAGAGUUGUUAAUUUAUUAACAAAGUCCAAACCUUUGACCAUCGUACAAAGGGGAAAUGAAGAUGUAAACAUCCUCAGUUUGGACAUGCGAAAAGUUAACAACCUGAGUGAAGUGCAUAAAUUGCUGACAUUAGGGCAUCGUAACAGAACCCGCCACUUCUCCAAAAAAACUCAUAGCAGUCAGAGCAAUACAAUAUUUCAAGUUCAUAUUAACACUCCCUGCAAAUCAUUGAAUGGGAACAAUCCGGAUAAUAUAGUAAAGCUCGUCGUCGUCGAAUUGGGUGGUAGUGAGCGAAAUGCCACCGAAGCGACACGCUCAAACUCAAACGAUAUGGCUAACAUCAACAAGCCUAUUCUUACAUUCAAAAACUGUCUUCACAGACUCUCAGAUGGAAGCAAGGACAUUCCGUUCAACGAUUCUUCGCUGACGAAAAUUUUGAAAAAAUCGCUUACGUGUGACGCUCUUACUGUGAUGCUAUUCAAUGUGUCCCCGUCUGCAUCGAACUACAACGACACAUACAAUACACUAAUGUAUGCCAAAAGAGCAAAACAAAUUGGAGAGCCAAAGGGCAAAGAAAAUGUGAAAGAAAUUGCUUCAAAUGGUAACAGUGGAGCUGGAUUGAAGCGUAACGUCUCGUAUACUAUUUCUACCAGCAUACCUGCGAAAAACAAGUCAACAUUUACUCAAUGCACAGCCGAGAUAAAAUCUUGUAAAUCAAAUGAUGAUCACAAGCAGAAAAAUGUUCCUCCGAGAUCGGAGAGCAGUUCUGAUGUGACAAUCGAAUUAACUGAAUUGACUCGGUGGUACUAUGAAAUAAACACGAUUUACGAUGCUGUUAAGACAUCAGUCGAAGGUUAUUGCACAAGCGUUAGCAAAGAAAAGUUACUGGAAUUGCGAUUGAAAUGCAGGAACGAUGUAGAGAAUUGUCGCGAUCUCUUGACGACAACAGGGUGUAACAGGAUGACCAAAGUUCGUGUUAAUACGCUGCUUGACGAAAUUACGAAGCAAGCAGCAAUCGUUCCCAAUAAAGUCAAUUACUGGAAAAGCAGAAUUCAAGUUUGUCAAAAACAGCUGCAAAAUUUGCACCGUAAAGUCAAAGAACUUAAAGGAAGCAGUUUGGAUCAUAUACUCGAAUCGUACAUUUCAAUGAAAGAAUUCGAAGUUAAUGCUACCAAAGCGAAUCAGGAAUCGAUGCAUAUAAUGAAAACGAAUGCAAUUUAUGUGAACAAAACGGAAAUUUACGGCUAUUUGUCGGUGUUGGGCGUAAAUUUCGAGAGCAGUACGAUGCUACAUGGGGCUUGCAAUGAACGGCAACAUUGUUCGGAAUUGAAUGAAAUCGGAGAUAUUGUUCUUCCACAGUACGCAGACUGUUUAAAAGCAAGUAGUCAAACUAAGUGUAGUAAAGUGAACAGUCGAAUGUCGAUGAAUUUAUAGAGUGAGUUUUUCAAUAUUUCGCACCAAU
Molecule: messenger RNA, 1988 nt
Organism: Bradysia coprophila
Lineage: Eukaryota; Metazoa; Arthropoda; Insecta; Diptera; Sciaridae
Product: kinesin-like protein KIF18A
Biological process (GO): microtubule-based movement
Molecular function (GO): microtubule binding; ATP binding; microtubule motor activity
Source: RefSeq, a predicted model, not a curated record